AUGGCAUCAACAAUACAUUAUGAUCUCCCCAUUGAUGAUGAUGAUGUUGUUGAAGUUGGUAGAGAAAACAGUAGUCCAUGGCCUCAGGCAAAUGAGGCUCUUUUCGUUACCCUCAUGGAUGAGGAGGUGAAAACCAAGAAGAGUAAAAUAACUGGAACAUUCACGAAACAAGCUUGGAAUAGGUUGAGAGAUCAAAUGAACGUGAAAACCCAAUACAAGUAUAACACAGACCAGCUUCGGAACAAAUACAAUCAGCUGCGUAUUAUGUUCAACAAAUUUACAUCAUUACUGAAGCAUACUGGUGUUGGUUGGGAUAGCCAGCGACUUACUAUCACUGCACCGGAUGACGUUUGGGAAGCCCUUUACAAGGUUAAUACCCAUGCAAAGAGGUUUAGGAAAAAAGGGAUGGUUUACUACCAUGAGUUGUCUCGUAUCUUAGGAGACACAUCCGCAACUGGUAAACUAGCUUUUCCUUCCACCAAAUCACCUUCUGAAAGUAGUGCCAGUUCUGAUCCUGAAUUUAAGGUAAAGAAUGAGGAGUUAGAUGCAUUGCAAAUUGAUAGUGAUAAUGAAAAUGGAGAUGGCCAAGGCAAGGGCAAGGGCAAGGGCAAGGGCAAAGGCAAGAGAAAAAUGGGAGGUAAAAAGAGUAAGAAGAGGAGCUCCUUUCAAGCUAAUAUUUCUGAAGCACUCAAAGAAAUGAGUGAAAAUAGCAAGAGGAAGGUGGACCUAAUGGAAAAGCGUUUCACAAGUGCUUCAGUUACUAAUGUUGGCGAUGACAGUGGUUCAAUUGAAGGUGGCUCUACUCCAUCACGUUCAUUACUGAAAGAGUGCAUGGCACUAUUGCAUGGUAUGGAGGAAAUUCAUGCUGCUGUUUACACUAAAGCUGUGAACAAGCUUACAUCGGAUCCCAUAAUAAGGGAGGCCCAUAAUGAGGGAGGAAGCAUUGUCAACAUUGUAUCACUGCAUUCUCAACACUGCAUUGCAAGGGGUCAGCACUAUAUCACAGUGAUAUAUAUGGAGCCGAUGCAUGCUCUUGAUUUGAGUUUUGACUCAGACAGUGACGAUGAAAAUAUACAAUUUCUGGUGUGUGUAGCACUACAUGAGUAUUGUAAUACUUACCUUCAACCUAGACCAUGCCGAACGUCCAUAUUACAAGGACAUGACUACGUAUUAGAAAUAUUGAAUGGCCAUGAAAGAAGGUCCAAGGAAAAUUUCAGAAUGGAACCAGAUGUAUUUAUUAAUUUGUGCGAGGCACUUAAGGUAUAUGGUAAACUGGAACACUCACGUUAUCUGACUGUCCAAGAGCAAGUUUGUAUAUUUUUGCUAACAAUUGGUCACAACGAACGAAAUCGUGUUGUCCAAGAGCGAUUCCAACAUUCUGGCCAAACCAUCUCCAAAUACUUCAACCGAGUCUUGAAGGCAGUGUGUAGGCUUGGUAAACAAGUUAUAAGGCCUCCAGAUUUUGAUGAGGUGCCUGCAGAAAUUCGACAUAAUCCACGCUUCUAUCCUUUUUUUAAGGAUUGUGUUGGAGCAAUUGAUGGUACCCACAUAUCUGCAAGGGUGCCAGCAUCAGAGCAAAUACCAUAUCGGGGUAAGCAUACAGUUACAACGCAAAAUGUAAUGUGUGUUUGCUCAUUUGAUAUGCGAUUUACGUAUGUAUUGGCCGGUUGGGAGGGCACUGCAAAUGAUUCAAGAGUGUUCAUUGAAACCGUACAUGAUCCAACAAAUUUAUUUCCAAUGCCACCAACAGAUAAAUACUAUGUUGUCGACUCGGGUUAUACAAAUAUGCCUGGCUUUUUAUCGCCAUACCGUGGUGAGAGGUACCAUCUAAAUGAGUUUCGUAAUCAACGUCGACAACCAAGAAACAAGAAGCAAAUGUUCAAUUACCGACACUCCUCACUGCGCAAUGUGAUUGAGAGAUGCUUCGGUGUCUUGAAGGCUCGUUUUCCAAUUUUGAGAGACAUGCCUCCGUAUUCAACUAAGACGCAGAGAUACAUCCACAUUGCAUGUUGUACAAUACACAACUGGAUAAGAAUACAUUCUCAAAGUGACACAUUGUUCGCUGAAUGGGCCAAUCCAGAUCGUAUCGUUGAAGAUAAUGGGCCUAGUGGAGGUGAUAGUAGCAGCUCGACACAUGCAGGAAGUAGUUCUCAGCAACCAAUUGACUUAGACAUUAGUCAACCUCAAUUACGUCACAUGUCUGAUGUAAGGAAUCAAAUUGCUGGUCAAAUUUGGGAAUCUCUCGGAAACAAUUGA
Camellia sinensis is the source of this 2256-nucleotide messenger RNA. Lineage: Eukaryota; Viridiplantae; Streptophyta; Magnoliopsida; Ericales; Theaceae. The record is from RefSeq and is a predicted model, not a curated record.